CUGUCACAGAUCGGCUACCCAGUGCUGGUGCGAGCCGCUUUCGCCUUGGGAGGUCUUGGUUCAGGAUUUGCGCAGAAUCGCGCAGAACUUGUCGCGAUUGCUCAACAAGCACUAGCUCAUUCAGAUCAAGUGCUAAUCGAUAAGAGUCUCAAAGGAUGGAAAGAGAUCGAAUAUGAGGUGGUUCGUGACGCGUACGAUAACUGCGUUACUGUAUGUAAUAUGGAAAAUAUCGAUCCGUUGGGUAUUCACACGGGAGAAUCUGUUGUGGUAAGAUUUUCUGAAUUGACAGAAUGA
Cooperia oncophora is the source of this 294-nucleotide messenger RNA. NCBI's taxonomy places the organism in Eukaryota, Metazoa, Nematoda, Chromadorea, Rhabditida, Trichostrongylidae. The record is from the annotation of a GenBank genome assembly.